Condylostylus longicornis is the source of this 2058-nucleotide messenger RNA. Its product is annotated as putative cysteine proteinase CG12163. NCBI's taxonomy places the organism in Eukaryota, Metazoa, Arthropoda, Insecta, Diptera, Dolichopodidae. The record is from RefSeq and is a predicted model, not a curated record. Gene Ontology annotation, cellular component: lysosome. Bases 239 to 1816 code for a protein of 525 amino acids. The transcript has 3 exons. Gene Ontology annotation, molecular function: cysteine-type endopeptidase activity.
UCUGAAUUUUCGUGUUAUUUGUUGUUAAAGAAUUUAUACGGUGAAGUGCAAAGUCAAAAAGAAGAAAAAAAAAACACAAAAUUUCCGGUGGAAUUUGGAACAAAAAUUGUUUUGCAAAAGAAAGAAAGCUUUUGUGCGAUUUCUAUAUUGAAUCUUAACUUAUAAGAAGUGAAUCAUUUGUAUAAAGUAUAUGAACAUUUUAUUUAAUAAACAAAUUAAGAUUUAAUUAAGAAGAAAAAUGAAGUCACAUUUGAUUUUAUUAUUAAUUGUCGCAAUGUUCUUUGUUGUGACCAAAUCCGAAGAUGAAGAGUAUUAUACAACAGAACAGCCAAUUAAUGAAGAAGAUGUCAUAACAACAACCACUGAAAAUGCUUUAUUACGUAAAGGUCCUGAAGAAUAUGGAAAACGUGAACAACUAGAUCCAAAUUUAACAGGACUUGAAAAUUUUGCAAUAUUAUAUCUACCAAAAAAUUUCAAUUAUUCUAAUAUUAUUGAAGCUUAUCGUGAAGUUAAAGAUGGCAUAAGAUAUGAUCUUUUAGUGAAUGCAACAGAUGAAAAAAAUGUUACAAUAUUAUGUAAUUUAGUAAUACAUGAAAAAUCUUGGUUUGUAACACCAUGGGAUGAACGUUUACGUAUUUUAGAAAAAUCUAAUUGUUCAUCACAAACUGAAAUAAAAAAUUUUAAUGAAAAUUUUUCAGUUGAUCAAGCUCAUAUAGAUUUAACUUAUGAAAAUAAUACAAUAUUUAAUCCGGAAAAUAAAAAAAUAUCGAAAGGAACAUCUUUAGAUGAUAUUGAGGGUAUGAUAAUCGAAAGUAAAAUAGAAAAACAAACGCAGAAUUUAAUUCAAAAUUCAAAUUCUAAAAAUGAAAAUGAUGAGACAACAGUUAUUAGUAUUAUAGAGACUACUGCAAUAUCACAGACUGAAGUUGAAAACAGUGCAGCCGAUUUAUCUGUUCGUAAUGAUAAUAAUGAAGUCAAAAUACAAGGAAAUUUAAAUAAUGCUAAUCAGGAUUCUAGUCAACAUUUGAAUACAGAAUAUACAACUGAAGCACCAGUAAUACCAACAAAUUUACAUCAAACUGGCAAUCGAGAGAAAUUAAAAUCAAAUCUAGUUGGAUUACAAAAUAUGGCUUUAGUAUAUUUACCUAGACAAUUAACUUAUUCAAAAAUUAUUGAAGCAUAUCGAGAAGUCAUCAAUGGCGUACGAUAUGAUAUUUUAAUUCAAGCAAAUCGAAAUGAUAAUACUGAGAUUAUAUGUGAUAUUCAAGUUCAGGAGAAACCAUGGUUAUUAACACCAUGGGGAGAUAAAGUUCGUGUUUUGGAAAAAUCAAAUUGUUCAGAUUUAACAGAAAUAAUGAAUAUUAAUGAUCGAAAUCAUUUAGAUCAAGCAACUUUAGAUGAAAAAUAUCCAAAUAAUACAUUAUUUAAUCCAACUGUACAACACGUUUCUGAUGGAUUAUUAGACCAAAUUGAAUCAAUGAUUUUACAACCAAAAAAUUUAAAAAAACAAACUAAAAUAAAUGAUAAUAAUAAUAUUGAUAAUAAUAAUAAACAUGUUAAUAAUGAUAAUAAUAAUAAUUAUAAUAGUAAUAUACGUAAUAAUAAUUACAACGUAAGACAUAAUAAUAAUGAAAGAAAUAUUAACUACAAUACAAACCAUAAUAAUUACAAUGACAAUAAUUAUAAUAAUCAUGAUAAUGGUAAUAAUCAUCAAAUUAAUAAUGAUUAUAAUGUUAAUACAAGAAAUCAUAAUGAAUUUAGAAGAUUUUUACACAAUCCAAUUACAACAUCCACAGAAUAUUCUCCAAUCGAAUAAAUAAUAUUAAUGAAAAAUAAAAAACACAUGUAUGACAGUAUAGAAAUAAAAUGUUUAAAUAAACAUCGAAAAAAUUGCGGAGUAGAUCAGCAGAGCAGGUUUAGACCUGAUCGGACAAAAAAGAAAUAAAAAUUAAUUUUUUUUUUUUUAUUUUAUUUCCAUACAUUUCCCCAAGUAUUGAAAGUUAUGUAAAUAUUUAAUUAUUGAACAAGUAAAAUAAAAAUUAGUCAGUAAUUUGUAAA